AUGCGAAACGCUCGCCCGUGCUUCCAUCUACAGAUGCCUGCAGCACGCGACAUCGUCUCGCCUGCGAGCUCACUCAUACUCAAGCUCUUGAGUGUUCCGAUAUUCUUUGUUCUUCCCACCACCAUGCCACCUCUCUCAGGAUUCAAGAAGCUCCAUCAUGCUGGACAGUUGGUGUCGAACUUCGAGUAUGAUCGACUUAUCGAAGUCUCUGUGGUAAUUCUAGUCGCCGCGACUAUCAUCUGGUUUGCGGUUGCUUGGAUUUCACGGAGAGGGAGCCGAACUGUUGAAGCAGGUCCGGACGCUCCGGAAAAAUCUCUCGACAGGCCUUUGGUAGUGAGACAGGACUCGGCUAUAUGCUGCCAGAAGCACUGGGAAAGUUAUCACAAUGACCGCCUGAAUUCCCUUCAGCAAGAGAUCCUCCAGCAUACCAAAAAACCUAUUCACCCUUGGAUACUGCCGCCUCAAAAAUUGCCUGGGCCCUAUGACCCGAUGUACUAUCCUUUACCACCGCCAACGAUCCGGCCAGUGUCUCCUAGACCUCCAAGAGAAAAGUCUGAAGGGAGACAUUCCACGUCUUACACUCGAUUGGUACCUGCCACAGGUGCACCGCCGGAAAAACUCAAUCUCUACGGGACCAUGACCAUGUCGACAAAAGGCUGGCGCCGAACACACUGGAACGUGACUGGCGGUUGA
Ascochyta rabiei is the source of this 693-nucleotide messenger RNA. RefSeq lists its product as uncharacterized. The record is from RefSeq and is a predicted model, not a curated record. The transcript has 2 exons. Bases 1 to 693 code for a protein of 230 amino acids. Lineage: Eukaryota; Fungi; Ascomycota; Dothideomycetes; Pleosporales; Didymellaceae.